AUGACUGAAUUAACAAAUGGCAAUGCGUCUUCAUCCUCAGCUGCUGUAAAUACAUCAUCGGCCGGUGGAUCUUCAACAAAUGCUGGUAGUGGAUCAACAUCAAAAAGUAAAAAAUCUUCAUCAACAACCAAAAAAGGUGAAAAUAAAAAAAGUAGUCCACCAAAUCAUCCGAAAUAUUCAGUUAUGAUUAAACAAGCGUUAACUCAUCUCAAUGAUCGUCAGGGUUCAUCAAAAUCGGCUAUCUUAAAAUACAUUCAAGCAAAUUAUAAAGUUGAUCCAGUUAAUUCAAAUAAUCAUCUCAAGUAUGCCUUGAAAGCGGCCAUCACAAAUGGUACAUUAAAACAAACGAAAGGUACUGGCGCUGCGGGUAGUUUUAAACUCGGCGAAAAGAAAACUACGAAGAAAGCCGCUUCUACAAAAAAAGCAUCAACAGGUGCAGCUGGAACUACCAAGAAAAAAACAUCUGCAAAGAAAACUGUGUCACCGAAAAAACCCAAAUCCUCAACAUCUUCGGCUGGUACAAAGAAACGUUCGGCAUCACCAUCAAAAUCACGUUCAAAAUCUCCGACAAAAAAGAAAGCAGUUACAGCAACAACUAAAGCAAAACCAGUCUCUGCAUCAGCAGCAGCAACAACGCCGCGUCAGUCAAAACCAAAAACAAGCGCGUCGACAAAAACUACUACAAAACCAAAAGCUGCUUCGAAGAAGAAAACUGCCUCCCCAUCAACCAAACCAAAAUCUUCGACUGCUACGAAAAAAGCUUCCCCGAAAAAGAAAUCGACAACGACGAAAAAAACAAACAAGUCAGGCAAAGCUAAACCCAAACUCUCCACUAAAAAAGCAUCAUAG
Molecule: messenger RNA, 849 nt
Organism: Didymodactylos carnosus
Lineage: Eukaryota; Metazoa; Rotifera; Eurotatoria; Philodinida; Philodinidae
Source: the annotation of a GenBank genome assembly